This is a messenger RNA of Psilocybe cubensis, 2577 nucleotides long. RefSeq lists its product as uncharacterized. The transcript is spliced from 14 exons. NCBI's taxonomy places the organism in Eukaryota, Fungi, Basidiomycota, Agaricomycetes, Agaricales, Agrocybaceae. The coding region runs from base 1 to 2577 and encodes 858 amino acids. Gene Ontology annotation, cellular component: cytoplasm. The record is from RefSeq and is a predicted model, not a curated record.
AUGACCUCGACAAUUCUACCACCUCCAUCACCUACCGACUCACAGAUCAGACGUUUCCCGCGAGAAUCAGACGACGAGGACGCAGACACGGCUUCGCAGAGGUCCAUAUCCCUGUCGUCUCCCCCUAGGUCGCGCCAGAACUCAAUAAUGAGCGAUCCACGCCAGUCUUUCGCCACACAAAGCUCUGAUUCUCACCACUCGCAUAGAGAGUCAAAUCCCUUCUCUGAACAAUUCAAGAACCUCGAAACUCCAGAUUCUUCAGCGGCUCCUUCUGUGCUCUCGGAAGACGAUCAUGAUACGAGGGAGUUCAAACCCGUAACAUAUCCACCUAGCCCUCCAAAUAGAGACGACGCCAUUUCUGUAUCUUCCUUCGCUUCCACUUCUUCGAGGAAAGCGCGCCCAGAAUCCCUGUUGAUUAACCCAACGACGGAGCCUUUGAUUCUUGGUGUUGCUUUGGUGGAUUUUAACCAUCUUGUCGGACCUCGUAUCGAAUACUCUAUUGGUGACAUUUUCGAGGACGACGAAGUUGCCAAAAUUCUGCCCUUCCUCGCAUUACCAGACGGCGCACAUCUGAGCUCGGAAGAUUAUUCUUAUUUCCACCUCGUCAAACCCGGCCUAAAUCCAACCACAAUUUUUGGUAUCUCGUGCAAUCAACAAAUUUCUGCUGCGAGCCUUUUAGUCAAAGGCCCUGACGUGACACGCUCAACUGUCCAAAAAGCUGUUGUCGUAUUGGCGUCAAAGCCUGUAUUUGGACCAAUACGAGAGAAAUUGCGAGUGGUUACAACUGCCCUUUUCUUGCAGAGGGAUUUCCGAGAUUCGAGCAUUCUCGACGACUUUGCGGCUUCUUUGGAAAGAUCGUUGCGCUCGCAGCUGACGGAGAGUGGGCUUUAUAUGGGCACGAGCAUACGCGACCUCGUGCAUACAUUCAGACAAAAGACUCUAAUUCUCGUCAAAGCUCUCAUGCUCCAAAAGAGAAUUAUGUUUUACGGAUACCCCGUCGAAAAACUAUGCACAUACCAGUACUCUCUGGUAUCUCUGCUUCCUGGUCUCUUGCAGACCCUUGAUGACUGCGGCUCGCCUCCUCUGGCGGCACGUGCACCCACUCUAUCUCGUCCAACUUCACUUCGAACGUCGGACCACAAAAGUAUGAUGGCUUAUAUGGGACUACCUCUCGAUAUUUUCGGCAAGAAUGCAUUUUUCCAACCCUAUCUACCCCUACAACAACUCGACAUGAUAAAAGAUACCCCUAGUUGGCUAUGCGGAUGUACAAAUUCUAUCAUCACACAACAACCUGAUAUAGAUCUCCUUGUUAAUACCGAUACAGGCGUUUUCGAGUUCCGGGACCCGAAGUUGGAACGCUCAGCUGGACUGACGCCAGCGGACAGAAAGUGGAUGGACGACAUCUUGACUGAUGUCAAUGAGAAUUGGCGAUCGGAUGCUUUGUCGAAUGCAACAGGAAUGCAACAGUUCAAAGGGAGCGACGAUUAUCUGCGAGCUAAGUUUGAAGAGUAUAUCUCAGCGGCGCUGUCAUCUGUACGAUACCGCGAUUUUAUCUCAAAGGGCGAGAACAAUGGGGUUAUGAUUACGGGAGGAACGGGCGGGCACCCGAGUUCAACGGAAGAUUUCAACCCUCUAUGGAUAUCGGAAUUUAAGAACACUAAUGCUUAUGAGGUGUGGGAACGCACAACAGACCCUUUGCUUUUCGAUAUUGUGGAACCACGACAUCCGUGUAAUGAAAAACCUUCUGUGGUUGCUGAUAUUGGGUUGCGCCUUCAAGAAGGCAUUCAAGACCUAAAGCUCGAACAACAACUCGCUCCUGCUCGAGAAGCUGUGGCAAGAACCUUGACGGCCAGUUCGACGAGCUUUUUCAAAGCUGUUGAAGGUGUUCGAGGGCGGUGGAGUCAGCGGAAUACUAGUCCUGCCCCGCCAACGCCGAAUGAAGACGCUCUCAACAAAUCGUCACGCGCCAGCACACCUCCUGUGGAAGUCUCAAAGGCGGACUUUGAAGACGUACCACGGACUGCGAUGCAGGCGGAUUAUACGCCUUCCAGCAGAACUUUGCGUCCAUUCUCUUUGACAAGCACAAAUUCUCUGCCCUCGGACUCGCCAGUGACGAGUCCUGUGAACGGUGCAGUGCCCAGUCCUCUGAAGCCGCUAUCGGCGUGGAGCUCUGGCAUUGGCUCGUUCUUAUCUGCGAAGACUGCUAGGUUUUCGUUGGCGGGUGCGAAGACGCCCACGACGGCGCGUCCUGCGGAGUCAGCGUUCCCGCGCACUCCUCAGCCGCUACAUGAAGAGUAUGGAGAGCCGGAGGGGUCGCCGCUGUUCAAUGGGAUGAGCCCAGGUGUGAGCCCAACAUCAGCCGAAGUAGUAGCUCCUCAAAGUAUAUCGAGUGUGCUGGAGUCGAGUGCAUCAAGUCAGACAGUGGUUCCUUCGUCUUCAUCUUCGUCGUGGUCUACCACUGGUGCUGGCACUGGGAACGGGAAUGGCAGUACCAAGGCUGAUGGGAAAGUUGAGGACAAGGUCCCAGAGAAGCGUAACGCAGUCGGAGAGGAUUCUUCGGUAUUUACGGUUCUAUAA